Molecule: messenger RNA, 2736 nt
Organism: Verticillium alfalfae VaMs.102
Lineage: Eukaryota; Fungi; Ascomycota; Sordariomycetes; Glomerellales; Plectosphaerellaceae
Exons: 4
Coding region: 1-2736 (911 amino acids)
Biological process (GO): regulation of DNA-templated transcription
Molecular function (GO): DNA binding
Source: RefSeq, a predicted model, not a curated record
AUGGCGCCCGAAACAAAAUAUCCCCCUCACGAGAUCGACCGCACUCCCGAGUACGAGGAGUUUAUGACCAAACUGCGCGCCUAUCAUCAGCAACGAGGUACCACGCUUGACCCAGAACCCAAGUGCUCAACAGUAAAUCUCGAUCUUUACAAGCUUUUCAACCUGAUUGUGGAGGAAGGCGGCUACGACGAAGUCAGUGACAGGAAACUUGCCUGGCGCGAGAUGGUCGAGAAGCUCGGCAUCCCUAUGACCAGCAUCGCAUCCACCGCCUAUCAACUCAAGGACCGCUACCUGAAAAACCUGGCCGCAUACGAAAUCAGCACUAUCCACGGAAAAGAAUCCCCCCCGAAAGACAUCCUUGAGGACGGGACGGCCAAAGGUGGAUCGCUUCUGACCGAACCCGAGAAAACUAUGCAGCAGACUCGCUGUGCUCGCCGCUCGGGAGACGCGGCACACGUCGCGCGAUCGCUUCUGGCCAAAGACACACUGUCGGCUCCAGCUUCCGCUCGCGCGAUUGAGAGAAGCCCCCCGCAGAGAGUCAUCUCCAGCCUGACACGGCCCGACUCGCACCGUAACGCCUCGGGAGCACAGACUGGACAGACCAGUCAAACGACGUCCCAGCAUCACUCCAACUCCCAGAAGCUCGGGCCAAGCCAAUACACCAGGGCACUUCCCAUCGGCGCAUCCCACUGCCGUGCCCAUCCCAAAGUCGCUCCAAAGCUUUUCCAGCCUCUAGUGCUCAGACCCGUCGAUACGCCAGGCAACAAUCCUGCAGAGUUCGCUAGGCGCCGACCGCUGGCGCGGCAGAGGCUGCAGCCCCCCGAGCUGCCCCAUGGAACACCAGGACUGCGCAAGGACGGUGCCGGUAUUUACCACCGAUGCCUCAUGGGUCUGCGAUCAAAGAUCUUGGCUGAGCAGGAAUAUGCCGUACAUCACUUUGUCAAGAUCUCAUAUGAAAGAGGUGAUAAGUUCAAGUUUGAGCAGUUCGCAGGCCUAGCAGAUGCGCUCGUCGAAAAGGCGCUUGAUGUCGGCACCCUGUUUUAUGAUAUCAAGUGGGAGAUCUCGUGGGUUCCGGUCCCCAACAACGCUGGGCCCGGCGUCCUCGAUGGAGAGAACGGGACGCCCGAUAUCCUCGACCGCAUCAGCAAACUCACCCCCAAACCCGUCUCAGAUCUCAUCCAGCCUGCCAAAUUUUCAGACGCCCUUCGGUGCAUCUCCGAGGCCGUCCUCACGAUUCGCAACAUGGUCACGCUCCAGGACAAUGCUCACUUUGUGUCCGACCUGCAGCCGCUGAAAGACCUGAUCUGCAUCAUCUUGAGGCUUCCCACACAUAACAGCAUCGUUGAGCUGAAGCACAUGGCGCUCGAGAUCACAGAGUGCCUCACGCCUUACAUGUCUCUCGGUUCAGAUGAUCCCCUCUACCAGGUGCUCCUAGAGCAACUCAAGUCAACAGACCGCGGCAUGAUUCUCGGCGGACUUCGCGCCCUCGGCCGCAUCUCGAUGAAGCUGGCCAACACCAACAAGCUCAGCAAUGUGCCCGCCGAGACGCUAGAGAGCAUUACGCGCUGGCUGCAGCUCAACGACGACGACUUGAUGGACGCGUGCCUCGACUUCCUGUACCAGUACACCGCCGUCGCCGCCAACAUCGAUGACUUGCUACGGUUCGUCAGUGCCGAAAGCCUGGUCAUUCACCUCGUCCGCCUUCUCUCGCAUGGCGCGAAGAAGGUUACGCGCGAAGUUGUCAUUGUGCCCGAACUCAAGACACCCCCCAACGACUACGCCGCACCGAUGCCGACAGACCUUCUGCAGGAGCUUUUGGCCAUUAGCGAGCCCGAGCGCUGCCAGGCGUGGGUCAAGUGCUUCUUCGAGGAGGAUAAGGACUCGUUCGUUACGCAGAUCAUGGCCUGGCAGGCCUACCAAGCAGCAUUUGUGUCGGCUCUCAAGUCGUCCGGACAGACGCUCAUCACGCCCGCAGAUUUUAUCCGUAAUGCCACCAUCGUCUACAAGGAGUCGCGCGCCGAGGUGCUCCGCGUGUCCAACGCCGGCGAGACGCAGCAAAAGUUCAUCAUCCAGGGCCUGCGAGCCCGUGAGAACCCCGUCGGCCUCGACGGCAAGGAGUUCAAGCGCUGCAUCUGGGACGCCGCCAAGCAGGGCGUCAAGUGCGGACAGCACUUUGCCAGCCCGCAGCAGAUGAGCGUCCACAUUCUAACACACCACCUUGGUAUUGCCAAGAACGCCGCCGGCACCUUUGAUAAUGUCGAGCUGGAGUGCCGCUGCCAGUGGGGCGAAUGCAGAAAGUUUCCCGAGCCCACCAACAUGAAGCUCUUCCAGAUCGCGCACCACAUCUCCGUCCACGCAAGCAUCGUCUUCCCGCGCAAGACGGCAGCUGAUGGUGACGCUGCCCAGGCGCUGACACGCGACUGGCUCAAGCCCGCUGUGACGAAGUCGGUCGACUACGAGGAGACGGCCAUGGUGCGCGAUGAGCGUAACCCCAACGCGCCGCUCCAAGCCGCCGGCAUCCCGCUGAGUGCGGCUCUCAUCCUGAGGAACAUUGCCCGGAACGUUCCCAAGACGCAGGCCGAGGCUGAGCUGCUGCGGCACUACGAGGGCGGUUGGAACGAGCGGCUCUUCCGCUGCGUGCGCCCGCGGCUGUUCGAGCUCAUGGGGCUGAACAAGGGCCUGGCCGAGUACAUUGCCUCUAUCAUUGAGCUCGUGGAGCCUGAGACUGACAACUAG